Messenger RNA from Cannabis sativa, 435 nucleotides. RefSeq lists its product as uncharacterized. The transcript has a single exon. The record is from RefSeq and is a predicted model, not a curated record. The coding region runs from base 1 to 435 and encodes 144 amino acids. Lineage: Eukaryota; Viridiplantae; Streptophyta; Magnoliopsida; Rosales; Cannabaceae.
AUGUCUGGUUUUCUUUCCCCAUAUCGAGGAGAAAGAUAUCAUUUGAAUCAAUAUGCAGAUCGUAAUCCUUCAGGAAAAAGGGAGUUGUUCAAUUAUCGACAUUCGUCUUUGAGAAAUGUCAUCGAGCGGUGCUUUGGCGUAUUGAAGGCUCGCUUUCCUAUUUUAAAGCAAAUGCCUUCCUAUGAUCUAAAAAUACAAAAGUACAUUGUGAUUGCCUGUUGUGGAAUUCAUAAUUUUAUAAGGACAAAUGCAGAAAAAGACGUAUAUUUUGAUGGAGAUGAAGACAUUCCUGAAGUACAAGAUGCUACUAUACAAAGCACCCACGAAACUUUGAAUGAUAGUGUUGAGUUUAGCAUUUCAAGAGAUCAACUUCGUGAAAUGGCUAAUGUCCGUGAUGAAAUUGCUGAUCAUAUAUGGAAAGCAAAUCGACGAUGA